Molecule: messenger RNA, 1166 nt
Organism: Didymodactylos carnosus
Lineage: Eukaryota; Metazoa; Rotifera; Eurotatoria; Philodinida; Philodinidae
Source: the annotation of a GenBank genome assembly
UCAGUGAGGAAAGGGUUCUGAGAGCCUUGGAAGUGAUAUUCGUGAUCACCGCGAAAUUCUCUAUCGAAUGGUGUAUGAAGUGUCGAAAAAUAAAUUUCACUGCAAGGCUGCCCUGGGUGCAUCUUAGUUUAUUUGUUAAAAAGUGGAUGAAAAAACAACCACAUUUUCUAGAAUAUUUCCAGAAUGAGUGGUUAACAACACAUAAUGAAUGGUAUGAAGAAGUUGGAAAUUUUACACCAAGCACAAAUAAUGCUUUGGAAGCAAUAAACAAUGUUAUAAAAAAGGAAAAUACACUUCGUGAACGUCUCUCUUUAUCAAGAUUUAAAGUAUUCGCAUUUGAAAUUGUUGAAAAAUGGUCCAAGUCUUAUGAACGAGGUCAAAAGCAAUACAGUGACAAGCAAACAAUAUCAUUGGAAUUAUGGACAAGUGGAUAUCGAUGGGUCAAAUCAAACACAUCAAUACUUUCGACUGAAUGUGAUAAUUUAGUUCAGUAUUAUAUAUCUGCUGGAGAUGAAACAAAAAUUACAAACGUCGGUCGUCAUACCUUCCAGUCCUCAGGUCAACACAAACUAUCGGCAGAAUAUGAACGAAAAAAACGAUUAUUACAGUUUGAUGCCGGUGAUCAUCGUUUGGUGAAAACUUUUUACUCGUUAAAACCAAAUGAGAAUCAAAUUCACUCAGCUAAACUUAUCUGGCAGGCUAUAACGGACAAACUACAAGCUGAGCAAGAAAUGACUAUUCUUAAACAGCGUAUUUAUACAAGACGAUUACCAUCAUCCUUCCAGUUGCUCGAUCAUUCCAUUGAUAACAUUGAACAAAUGCUUAAACGGCCAGCAUUUGAGCGAGACAAACGUGCAGCAUUAUUAUCUCGUCGACUCCAGACAAUUGCUCAAUUCAAAUACGAUUCAAUGGUCUUAGCUAUCACUACAACUGAAGAAACAGUUCGAUGUCAUACGAAAAUCAUAGCCGAUGAAAAGAAAAAGCUAGUCGAUACUGCUCACGGACAAGUACCACUUCCAAAGCCUCUUGUUGAAUUAAUGAAUACUAUUGCAGCACGUCAAAGCAAUAUACUACAACGGCAUGAACUUAUUCUCAAACAAAAGCUGUCGGUUGUCGACGACGCUCCGAUGUCAGUAAAUGUGGCUGGUGUCGUCGGAGCAAUGUAA